AUGCCAAACACUAAAUCAAAGCUUUCAUUAGCUAUACAACAAGCAGAUAAUUCUGCAUCAAAACAAGACCAUAAUCAGGAUUCACAACUUAAUAAUCAACAUCAGUAUCUGCACCAGCACCAGCACCACCAUCAUCAUCAGCAACCCUUAUCUUCACAACAUAACACACACGAGGGACAUGAAUAUUGGAGUAAUAAUGAUAGUACACCUAAAAAACGACAUCAUUUAAGAACGAAAAGUGGUGGAUCUACGCAAAGUGGCCACAGUAAUAAUGGUAGUGGGUAUAAUGGUACCAAUGUCGAUAUAACGCUCAAUUCCAAUAAUACUUUUGCCGAAAGUCAAAAUGGGCAUAGUUUCAAACCAAUUCCAAGUCCUUCUUUACUUCCCAAUUUAAUUCAACAUAGUACACCAUACGUAUCAACAACGGCAUCUUCGGCCAAACAUUUUAAACCGGAGUUAUCACCAUUAAAGACGAGUUUUGAUGAAGAGAAACGACACUCGAUUAUUGAAUCUCAGUUGGAACUGCAAUAUGAUGACGAGAGUGCCGCAUGGGAUGAACCGAACCAAUAUGGUAAUGUUGAUGAUGAAUAUGAACUUGAAGUGAAGUCGUCCAAAAGUCGUUAUUUAUUACAUCACCAAUAUAAUCAAGGUAAAGACCUUGAUCAGAAGAAAAAGAGGAAAAAGGAUGGAUCACAUAGUACACUUGGAGAAACAGAGACAGAAAGUAAAGGGGAUAUAGGGGAUAUAGGGCAACAAGACGAUAAAUCACAGCAAGAAAGCCAUAACCAAGAAGAACCUAAUGAUAUUCGCCAUAACGAAGAAAAAGAAGAUCAUGAUGACGACGACGACGACGACGACGAAGACGAAGACGAAGAUGCACCAGUUAACCCCGCCGAAGAGGAGGAUUUAAAAGAUUAUAUCCCCGGCGGAUAUCAUCCAUGUUUCAUUGGAGAAGAAUACAAGAACGGGAAAUAUACAUUGGUACGAAAAUUAGGUUGGGGACAUUUCUCAACUGUUUGGCUUGCGAGAGAUAAUGAUAAGCAAUGUCAUGUCGCGGUGAAAGUUGUUCGAUCGGCAAAACAUUAUACUGAAACUGCCAUCGAUGAAAUAAAGCUAUUAGAUAAAGUUACAACCUCUGAUAUUCAACAUCCUGGUCAUCAACAUGUGAUUCAGUUAUUGGAUACUUUUACUCAUAAGGGUCCUAAUGGGAUUCAUGUAGUUAUGGUAUUUGAAGUGUUGGGAGAGAAUCUAUUGGGAUUAAUUCGUCGGUAUAAACAUCGAGGUAUCCCUAUUGUAUUUGUUAAACAAAUUGCUAAACAACUAUUGUCAGCUUUGGAUUUCUUGCAUAGGAAAUGUGGAGUUAUUCAUACUGAUUUAAAACCAGAGAAUGUCUUGAUUGAAAUUGGUGAUGUUGAACAAAUUGUUCGUAUGGUUGAACAAGAGAAUAAGGAACGUAAAUUACAACGCAAAUUGCUGAAAUCAUCAAAAAUAUCAACUGCAAACAGCUCCUAUGGCAAUAUCAAGGAACCAGAACAACCCCAUCAUCGUGCCAAUAACAAGACGUCUUCCUCCAUUGCUUCACCAACUAAUCAAAUUGUAUCACCAUCAUUAGGUAGAUCAGGAAGAAGAUCACGUAGACAGACCUUGAUUACUGGAUCACAACCUUUACCGUCACCAUUAAGAGCAUUCAAUAAAUCAUUUACAAACAUUUAUGGAUUUUCAACAACAACGACAAAUACUCCCAUCAAGAGUUUGUCUAUAAAUAACUCGACUGCAAAUACAACUACAGAUUCACCUAUUCCAUUAUCCAGCACCGCUGAACGUCACGAUGAAGAUCAUGAUGAUAUCGAUCGUGAUGGAACAUUAAACAAUUCAUUAAGUUCAAUGUCAAUAUCCAAUUCCAACAGUUAUCAGCCAAUUAACGUUAACCCAAUGCAAAUCCCCAACGAUUCAAAUUAUCGAUUGGAUGAUUCAUCAACCAACUUUGACGAUGUAAUCAAUGAAGAUGAAUUGAUUUCAGUCAAGAUUGCCGAUUUGGGUAAUGCAUGUUGGACAAAUCAUCAUUUCACGGACGAAAUUCAAACACGUCAGUAUCGAGCACCUGAAGUAUUACUUGGAUAUCAUUGGGGAUGUUCAAGUGAUUUAUGGUCAUUUGCUGCUCUUAUUUUUGAGUUACUUACCGGCGAUUAUUUAUUUGAUCCAAGGGAUGGUAAAUCUUACUCAAAAGAUGAUGAUCAUAUAGCACAAAUCAUUGAAUUGCUAGGCCCCUUUCCACGAAUGAUGAUUAAGGAAAGUUUUUAUGGUCGUGAUUUUUUCAAUUCACGAUUUGAAAUGAGACGUAUACUGAAGUUGAAACCAUGGGGAUUAAAAGAUGUUCUAGUUGAAAAAUAUAAAUUCUCCAUUAGUGAUUCAAUUGAAGUUGCUGAUUUCUUGUUGCCAAUGUUACAGUUACAGCCGGAAGAUCGAGCUGAUGCUGGUGGAAUGAUUAAUCAUCCAUGGUUGAGAGAUGCUUUGGCAUUGGAGAAUGUUGUAUUGGAAAGACCCGUGGGAGGGAGUGGGGAAGAUAUACCUGGAUGGUCGAAGGAGUUGCCUCCACCACCACUGCUGCAGCCCGGUGAUCGGUCAUCUUCAAAGACGCUGUUUUCGAAUAUAAAGCAAAAUUUUGACUAUCGUUAG
Molecule: messenger RNA, 2676 nt
Organism: Lodderomyces orthopsilosis Co 90-125
Lineage: Eukaryota; Fungi; Ascomycota; Pichiomycetes; Serinales; Debaryomycetaceae
Product: serine/threonine protein kinase
Exons: 1
Coding region: 1-2676 (891 amino acids)
Biological process (GO): regulation of mRNA processing; spliceosomal complex assembly; protein phosphorylation
Molecular function (GO): protein kinase activity; ATP binding
Source: RefSeq, a predicted model, not a curated record